Vanrija pseudolonga is the source of this 1095-nucleotide messenger RNA. RefSeq names its product scyllo-inositol 2-dehydrogenase (NAD(+)). The record is from RefSeq and is a predicted model, not a curated record. Gene Ontology annotation, molecular function: nucleotide binding; oxidoreductase activity. Lineage: Eukaryota; Fungi; Basidiomycota; Tremellomycetes; Trichosporonales; Trichosporonaceae. Gene Ontology annotation, biological process: NADPH regeneration. The coding region runs from base 1 to 1095 and encodes 364 amino acids. Gene Ontology annotation, cellular component: cytoplasm. The transcript has 6 exons.
AUGACCAAUACCACUCCCACCAAGCUACGUAUGGCUGUACUGGGUCUCGGUCGCAUGGGCCUGCGCCAUGCCUCGAAUGUGGCGUACCACGUACCCCGCGCCGAGCUUGUUGCCGGCGCCGACGCAUAUGGGCCGUCUCUAGCCAAAGCCAAGGAGGUUCUUCCUCCUGGUAUCCACCUGACUACAUCAUACCAAGAGAUACUCAACAUGCCCGACAUUGAUGCGGUGCUCAUUGCGACGGAAACGGCGAGCCAUGCCCAGCUCACCAUUGACGCGGUAAAGGCGGGCAAGCACGUCCUUCUAGAGAAGCCCAUUUCCAUCAGUGUGGACGCGGCUCGACCAGUGCUAGAGGUCGUCAGGAAGCACCCGGAAAUCCAAGUUAUGGUCGGAUUCUGUCGCCGGUUUGAUGAGUCCUAUCAGUACGCUGCUCGCCUGGCUCACUCAGGCGAACUGGGCAAGACGUACCUCAUCAAAUCGGCGUCCAACGAUACGUACCACCCAACAGGGUUCUUUGUUCAGUAUGCCAAACAUUCGGGCGGCAUCUGGAUCGACGCAGGCAUCCAUGACAUCGACGGUGCCAGAUGGCUCUUGGACGUUGCGAACCCCAAGUCAUUGAGCAACCCCAAGAAACAAGUUUCUUACGUGUACGCGUCUGGAGCGAUCAUCCGUCACCCCGGUCUGGCCGAGCACGGCGACGUGGACUCUGCUCAGGCCAUAAUCAACUUUGAGAACGGCACCUCUUGCAACAUCCACGCCAGUCGGACUUCGAUGCACGGUCACGACAUCUUCUGCGAGGUCUUUGGGACAGAGAGCAAGCUUUAUGUCAACCCGAUCCCCGCUGUCAACAAGGUUCAGAUCCGCGACCGCUAUGGCGUCCGUAAUGAGACGACCAUGUCGUUCCUCGAUCGCUUCAAGGAGGCAUUUGUCAACGAGGUGAACGAGUUUGUCGCGGCGGUGUUGGACUCCAAGCCUAUGCCCGUGACCGUUGAAGACGCCUUCCAAGCAUCACAGAUUGCCGUAGCCCUGACAUGGUCUAUGCGUCAUAACAAGCCCGUGUUCUUUGACGACGAGGGAGAGCCGAUUCUCAGGGACUAG